This is a messenger RNA of Striga asiatica, 396 nucleotides long. NCBI's taxonomy places the organism in Eukaryota, Viridiplantae, Streptophyta, Magnoliopsida, Lamiales, Orobanchaceae. The record is from the annotation of a GenBank genome assembly.
AUGGAAGUUAAUCAAUCGGCCGGAAGCCAGCGGCGGAAAAGAGGCUACAACCGAUUAACUCUGUCAAGCCGUAGAAACCUUAAAGUGUCCAAGUUAGGCGGCUCCAAGCGUUCAUGGCGGCUCAGGCUCACACCGAAACUGCGGCUGGUCAGGCUGGCUUCGCCGCUCCGGCUGUGGCGGCGGUUGAAGAACGCCUACAUGAACAUGAUGCUCAAGUUCGCCGGAAACGGCUCCGGCGGCGCGAACGCCGUUAAUGCUUUUGGGGUUAAGAGGAUACCGAAAGCACGUGGCGUCCCGAUGGCUUACUCUAGGACGGAGUUUGAGAACCGGCUGAUUUUCGAGAUCUACAAGUCAAUGGUCGAUUCUUUUGAACUGGGCUACCAAAAGCAAGUAUAG